Molecule: messenger RNA, 447 nt
Organism: Cannabis sativa
Lineage: Eukaryota; Viridiplantae; Streptophyta; Magnoliopsida; Rosales; Cannabaceae
Exons: 2
Coding region: 1-447 (148 amino acids)
Source: RefSeq, a predicted model, not a curated record
AUGCUUUCUCCACAAGGCCGUGGUGCACGGGAAGAUGACUUGUUCACGGAAGAGAAGAUGGCGUUGAUCCCUAAUUCGCUAAAAUGGAUGAUUCAUGAAUUCCUAAGGCUCAAAGAUAAACGUGAUAUAAUCACAAUUCCUGUCCCCCGAGCAUUUAUUGCACCGCGUACCCAGAUCACGUUAUCUGGAGAGGAUUUGCAGCAGGUUGCUACGUGUGACUACAUCGGCAACCAGGGAAUGCUGUUUGGAAUGAUGCACAUAUGGGAGAGCAUCAACGGUCUGAGAAAAAUUUUCAAGUUUUACGACCCAGAGCUUCUCACAGUGCAUGGGAUCAACGAUGAAGAACAGAGUCAGUCUUUUGACAAUGCGGCAAGACGAUUGGCUAAUUGGUUAUCAUUAAUGAACAACAACCACCAAAUGUUCUUUAUUCCUUGGAAUAUCGGGUAA